This is a messenger RNA of Raphanus sativus (radish), 1559 nucleotides long. RefSeq names its product putative F-box protein At3g23420. Gene Ontology annotation, molecular function: protein binding. Bases 313 to 1461 code for a protein of 382 amino acids. The transcript has a single exon. The record is from RefSeq and is a predicted model, not a curated record. NCBI's taxonomy places the organism in Eukaryota, Viridiplantae, Streptophyta, Magnoliopsida, Brassicales, Brassicaceae.
UUCUGUCGGUCAGAAACAAGAAAAUUAAAGUUUUUCUCUCCUAAUCAAUUCGGGUUUGUGUUUUUUUUUUCCGUCUUAAUCGAAUCAGUUUCCUUUUUUUUUUUUGUGCAAAAUCGAAUCAGUUUCCUUUUUCCUUUGAGAGUUUCUGCGUCUUCAAUUGUUAUAUAUAGAUAUCAAGAGGCGGAAGAAAUCUGUAAUCUCAGGACAGAACGAGGACAAGUAAGUUGCUUUGUUUUUUUUGUUUAAUUGAAGGUUGACUUAACUUGUUAACAAGGAAGGAGGUUUGGGUUAAAGACGUGGGUUGUCUUUGAGAUGAAGAAGAUGUCUGAUCUCCCAAAGGAUAUGGCUGAGGAGGUUCUCUGUCGAAUUCCAGUGACAUCUCUGAGACCUGUCCGAUCUACUUGCAAAAAGUGGAACAAGUUGUCCAGAUGUGGCGUAUUCGCUAAGAAGCACAUUGAUCGUCUAGGAGAAGAAGCAAAGGAGGGCCGUCUUGUGGUCAUGAUGAUGGAUUAUAGGGUUUUCUUGAUGAGAUUCAAUCUUUCCAACAAAUCAUCAUGUGUAGUAGAGCGUGAAGCUAAGCUUAUUGGCCCAGACGGUUCAGAUCAAAUCGAUGUGCGUGAAAUCUUUCAUUGCGACGGUUUAUUGUUAUGUAUUCUCAAAGAUGAUCACUCCAGGCUCGUGGUUUGGAACCCUUAUUGGGGGCAAACCAGGUGGAUCGAGCAGACACACGACUGCCACUUAGUGGACCAGUAUACGUAUGCUAUCGGUUACGACAGUAACAGUAAGUCCCAUAAAGUCUUGAGAUUUAUUGAUUUUAUAUCUAGUUUUGUCGAGUUCAAAAUCUACGACUUAAGUUCUGAUUCGUGGAGGAUUAUUCUUGACCUCCACCCUCGAAACUCCUGGAUGGUAAGAUAUGGUGAACGUGGCCUAUCUUUAAAGGGAAACACCUACUGGUUUGCUUCAGACGUAGAAUCUGGCGAUGGUUUGUUAGCCUGUUUUGAUUUCACAAGAGAGACAUUCGGGCCGCCUCUGCCUCUGCCGUUUGAUUCUUAUUUUGAAGAUACUGUCAGUCUAUCUAGUGUUGGAGAAGAUCAGCUUGUGGUUUUAUUCCAGACCACUAAUAUAUUGACGUUUGAGAUCUGGAUCUCCACUAAGAUUGGUGAUGACGACCCUAACGCCGUGUCCUGGAACAACAAGUUUUUCUUAUCAGCGAAUAUCAAACAACUCCUUCACCCUCAGUGGCAGUUUCCUAUAUCUGCGGGUUUCUUCAUUGACGAGGAGAAGAAGGUCGCCGUGGUUUUUGAUAAAGACGCAGAUAUAAAUAACCCCACUCGCGAAGUAGCUUACAUCUUUGGAGUAGAUGGAUCCUUGAAAGAAGCAGCAGAUGUCAGAGAAUGUGCAGACAAUAUUUAUGAUGCAUUUGUUUGCUCAUAUGUUCCAAGCUUAGUGCAGCUUAAUUAGCUCCCCCCACCUAGCUGUUUAUUUUACUUGUUUUGUUUCCUCUCAUCGAAAGACUAGUGUACUCAAUACUCAUAAUCUAUUUUUAAGUUUUUGUUUUC